This is a messenger RNA of Durusdinium trenchii, 1478 nucleotides long. The record is from the annotation of a GenBank genome assembly. Lineage: Eukaryota; Dinophyceae; Suessiales; Symbiodiniaceae.
GAAACAAGACCAAUGUCAAUAGCACCAAACAUUGAGCUCGAUCCUGGCCGACAUGGACAGCAACAAGGAUGAUGUGGACGUAGAGGGGUUGUUUCCCGUCGUGCUGGACCUGUGGAGCUCAAGUCUACCGAGAGUCUUCCAGCGAAGCGAACUGCGGUUCUUUUGUGGCAUCCACCUUGCGACCUGGGGCGCAUUCCAAGAGGGCUGGUUCCAACAGAAACGUGAAGCCGAUCGUGGCAUUGACUUUGAUCUUGGAUCAAUCCUGAGUGUGGACUGGGUGGACCUGAAAAUGCUGACAAUGAUUAGCACCGUUCUAUUGUCCUUUUACGUCCACCAAUGCUUUCGAAGGUAUCAGCUGAUUUGCACGCUGACAAUGCGCAUGUUCAGCUCUGUACAUGACAUCGCCUUUCAGGCCAGGCUCUUCCUGGACACCAAGAAAUCGCGGCUUUGCAGCCGCUGGGUGACCCUAGCAGCCCUUUUGAGCUUAGCCACAGGCCCUUCGACCAGAGCCUGGCGGAAACUCUUAGCACAUGGCUUGGUGCGGCGAGUGGAAGUGGAGCCACUGCGGCGCAUGGGCGAGGCCCGGGGAUGGCUACUGCUGCAAGAGACUGUGGAGCUUUUGCACCAGGAGGUUAGCGGCAAAGUUCUGAGCGAAAUGAUCUCUCGAAUACUGGCUUUCCGUGAUUGUCAGCAGGUUCCUCAUUGCACUGAGUACUUACAUUUUGUUUCCGCUUUGAACAGGAAUGUCUCACAUCACACUCCCUUAAUUGCAUGCUACUAGUACGGUCACAAACAAGAUCGCAUAUUCCGCCUUUGCUUUCGCUCCGCUCUAGAAGCCCGGAGGAGAUCUUGGAGACCAAGAGGUUGUCUUUACCUUUCACAUACCAUCAUCUAUUGACAGUGGUGAUCAUGGUGAACCUCAGUUUGCUUUCUUAUGGCUCCGCCUUGUCCACAACUUGCCUUGCGCCUCCAAUCUUCUUCCUGGUGGCCAUCUUCUUCUUUGGUAUGAUGGAGGUGUCAGUUCAACUCUGGGAUCCCUUGAGCGACGAAUCAAGUUUGCCAGUGCAGAGACUUACCCAGGAGUUUCUUUGGUCCAUGCAUGCUCUCAUCUACUACGAGCACGAUGGGCCUGACGAGAAAUGGCAAAGUGAUUUGCGGGAGGAAUCCAGUGCGCCUUGUGCCUUCCUGCUCUGAGUUUGAUUGUCUCCAGAACUCCAUGGUACUACUAGGAAGGUGUUGAAAUUUGGCGGUGCCCGUUGAGGGCAUUCUUGGAUCAUCGCUCGAUGGACCAUCCUUUCGGAAUGCACUGGUGGAAGAGUCUUUUUUAACCGCAAAGACUGCGGUGAAAUUCCACUCGAGACGUCGCUCCAAAGUAUUUGAGUGAAUCACUGGUGCGAAAACGAUAGAAUGACGAUGUCGAUCCCAGUCCCUGGCUUCUGACCAGCUUGGUCAGCAUACGCUGUUUUCAGCUUCGGAAA